Molecule: messenger RNA, 1258 nt
Organism: Lampris incognitus (smalleye Pacific opah)
Lineage: Eukaryota; Metazoa; Chordata; Actinopteri; Lampriformes; Lampridae
Product: retinal cone rhodopsin-sensitive cGMP 3',5'-cyclic phosphodiesterase subunit gamma-like
Exons: 4
Coding region: 177-467 (96 amino acids)
Biological process (GO): positive regulation of G protein-coupled receptor signaling pathway; visual perception; positive regulation of epidermal growth factor receptor signaling pathway
Cellular component (GO): photoreceptor outer segment membrane
Molecular function (GO): cGMP binding; 3',5'-cyclic-nucleotide phosphodiesterase activity
Source: RefSeq, a predicted model, not a curated record
CUUAUGGGUUCGCUUCACCAUCUUGUCUUUAUCUGAUCCCGGCCCCCCACAGGCCCCGUGCCAGAGGAUAAUCCUCGAAGAUUAAGUGAAAUCGGACUAAAGGUUAUUCUCGGCCUGUUUACGGACAGUUGUACAUCGGGCGACCGACACCAGCGGAGGCAUCUUCUGCGUUCAACAUGAAGUCACAACACCGGCGUUGUGUAACCAGUAAGGUGAUUAGCUUUCCGGAUCCAAACAAAAUGAACGACACAGCAGUCGCAGCUCCUGCCGACAAGAGGGCCCCUCCCAAGUUCAAGCAGAGGACCGCUCGUACCUUCAAGAGCAAGGCCCCCAAACCAGGCCAGAAGGGUUUCGGGGACGACAUCCCCGGCAUGGAGGGUCUCGGCACAGACAUCACCGUGGUGUGUCCAUGGGAAGCCUUCGGCGACAUGGAGCUCAGCGACCUGGCCAAAUACGGCAUCGUCUAACAGCUCUUUCCUUCACCUUCACCUUUACCUUUUGCCACUACUGUCCUACCUGACACACAACCAUCUCACCUCCGCAAGCCCCCAGGACCCCACCCUGGAAAACCCCCUCAUCUGUCCUCUCUGUUCCCCAGAGGAAUCAAAGCCGUCGGUGAUUCGUAGCUCUGGACCGCCAAAAAACACCCAGCGUUCUCUCCCAUCCCAGCAUGCACUUCUUCUCCUUUUUGUUCCCCUCUACCGUCGCCAGCAUUUCCCUUCACUUCUGUCCUUGGUCACCUUCACCACCUCCCUUUGUGAGUAUGUGAACCUCACUCACUUCACCAAACGCCUCUUUUCCUCAGAUCCCUUUUAUUCCACUUCUAUCACAUCUCCUCUUGCUCUCCUGCUCCUCGCCUCCUCCUGCCGUUAUCCCUCCAUUCCUCUCAUGACUCUCUAUGUGAGAUGUCUUGAGGUUAAACUCGCGCCUUUGCUAAAGAGACACAUCCGAAUGGGCAACAUUUCUGGUGCAAUAUGUGAGACUGAGGUGGUAUCUGUUAAUGUGAGGUCUUGGCAAUGUUAUGCUCCCCUUUCCUCUGUCCUUGUCCUCCCCCUUCGGCAGCACCACGGAGGUCUAUUUAUGUAUCAGUUAAACCAGAUUAUAUAUAUAUAUAUGUAUGUAUAUAUAUGUAUAUGUGUGUGUAAAUGCGAUGUCCGCCAUGCACUUCAUUGCAUAUUCAAGUUGAUUCCUCUUUGUUUGCUCUGUCAACAGAACACGAGGUGUUCAAAACACAAUAAAUGUUGAUAUAUUUUCCCCA